Molecule: messenger RNA, 1683 nt
Organism: Leucoraja erinaceus (little skate)
Lineage: Eukaryota; Metazoa; Chordata; Chondrichthyes; Rajiformes; Rajidae
Product: thyrotropin-releasing hormone receptor-like
Exons: 2
Coding region: 350-1606 (418 amino acids)
Biological process (GO): phospholipase C-activating G protein-coupled receptor signaling pathway
Cellular component (GO): membrane
Molecular function (GO): thyrotropin-releasing hormone receptor activity
Source: RefSeq, a predicted model, not a curated record
UAUUGCGAUCAUAUGUUAAAAUUGAUGACAAAUUACUAUAACUGAGAAGCUCCGAAUGUUAAUGGUUCUCUCGUGCUUUCAAAAUAAAAUCAAUCUUUAAUAGUUUACAAGGAAAAGCUGAGGUUAUUGUUUCUUCUGGGAUUUAAAUGAUCAGUCUGCAUCUUCUAUGCCUGCUUAGAGUUUGAAUAUGGUGUAUGCUGGUGAUAAUGGUGACCUGGAUGGUCAGUGCAAAUAAUCAAGACUGUUAUUUUUCAGCGUAUAAAUACUCCGUCUGCUGAAAGAGGCAUCGCCUGUUAAACCCUAAAUCUCUCAACCUUGACCGUGAGAAAGGGAAGAUAAGCUUUGCACGAUGAGAAAUGUGAGUACGUUUCUAAUAGCCACCAACACCUCCCUGGCAAGCCCAGCUUCUGUCGGGACCGAGUCGGCUUACAAAUCCACGGAGUACAAGGCCGUCUCGGUACUGUUGGUAUUGACAAUAUGUGGCACUGGAAUCAUUGGCAAUGUGAUGGUGGUGCUGGUGGUCUUGACCGCCAGACACAUGAGAACCCCAACCAACUAUUACCUGCUCAGCCUCGCUGUCGCUGAUCUCAUGGUCCUUGUCGCUGCUGGAUUACCGAAUAUCUCUGACAGUCUGAUAGAGCAGUGGAUCUAUGGGCAUGUGGGCUGCCUGGGUAUUACCUACCUCCAAUACUUGGGCAUCAAUGCAUCGUCCUGCUCCAUCACAGCGUUCACUGUGGAAAGAUACAUCGCGAUCUGCCACCCAAUGAAAGCACAGUCCAUAUGCACUGUCUCCAGAGCCAAGAAAAUCAUAGCAUUCCUUUGGUUCAUUACCUCCUUCUACUGCAUGCUGUGGUUCUUCUUGGUGGAUCUCAACAUCGACAGCAGGCAGAAUGUUGCGUGUGGCUACAAAGUCUCCAGGAAUCUCUACUUGCCCAUCUACUUCAUUGAUUUUGCCAUCUUCUAUGUGAUCCCUUUGAUCGUGGCCACGGUGCUGUAUGGUCUGAUCGGACGAGUGCUUUUCCUCAGUCCCAUGCCCAAGCAGGUUAAUACAGGACCUGAGCAAUGGAGGCCGCGCCACGCACCAGUGCGAGUCGGUUCCCACUCUGCCAGCUGGACAAGUAAAGGAUCCAUUUCAUGCAGAAAACAGGUAAUGCAGUCAUGGAGAGCCAUAGAGCGAUACAGCGUCACUAAGAUGCUUGCUGUGAUUGUGAUUCUAUUUGCCUUACUCUGGAUGCCGUACAGAACAAUAGUCGUGGUCAACUCCUUCAUGGACAAGCAAUAUGAGAAUAUUUGGUUCCUUCUACUCUGCAGACUAUGCAUCUACACCAACAGUGCUAUCAACCCUGUCAUUUACAAUCUAAUGUCUCAGAAAUUCAGAUCUGCUUUCAAAAAACUGUGCAACUGCAGUCAAGAUGACACUCGGCACCGACUGCUGUACACAACCCCACUUAAUUACAGUUCAGUGAAAGAUGCCAUCAAAGGGAAACCUGAAGUUAAUGGCAAGCAACACAGUGUAAAGAAGAACGAUCAGGAGAAAGACAACAACAUAAAAAUGGAGGAUGUGACACUUGCAGCACCAGACCAAACGUACUCUAGUGUUGUUUAAAAUGAGACCUGCAUUUAAAAUACUGUGAAUCAAGGUUAGUGUAGAGGAAGUUUACAUUGGAUUCACAACAUAUAGAC